Messenger RNA from Pecten maximus, 1527 nucleotides. RefSeq lists its product as uncharacterized. Lineage: Eukaryota; Metazoa; Mollusca; Bivalvia; Pectinida; Pectinidae. The record is from RefSeq and is a predicted model, not a curated record. The transcript is spliced from 5 exons. The coding region runs from base 457 to 1059 and encodes 200 amino acids.
AAACCCGGUCUACUCGGCAAACAGAAGCGACGUAUGAAGUAUCAUACAUUAUAUAGAGGUUUAGCGUUACCGAACAUUCUUUGUUAGUGUACAGUCCGCUUUGACAGACAGUACAGUUGUGACAGUAGCGCUAAUACUAAACGAGAGGAUAUAUAUAGUUUAAAUACCCAGAGGAAAUGAUCGGCAUUACAGUGUUAUGUAGAAGCAGUGUAGAUUAUGACUAGAGACGAUUUUAAACCGGCCUGGGGACGAAACCUAGGAUAGCACUAUCAUCUGGACAGUUCAUAGGUAUUUAGACUUUUGACAAUUAUACGCUGCAUAUCACGUGCUUUAAUCUAAAUAUGCAUCUGCAUUAUUGUGAUUCCAAUAUAUCUGUGACCAUUUGAUGACGAGUGAUUUGUAAAUCCAUAUGGAUAAGGAAGUGUAAUAUGAGGACGUUUUGUACAUAUUUUCACCAUGACAACGCAUCAGACAGUUCCCUCACCCGAUUCUCCCUAUAUGACGUCACCAGUUGCCUUCGUACAGCCGCGACAUAAGGAUAAAGGGUCGUAUGUACAAAGAUGGAAGGUGUUACGUGAACGGAAUCGAAACUUACCUAAACUUGACUUCAAUGUCAAUAAAUCUGCUACAAAGAGGCCGCAGAAGACGGCGGUUGUAGGUAUUGCACGGUCGCUGACUAUGGAAAGUAUGAAACUGCCGUCAAUAUCAACGUCUAGUGUCAUCACCACGGCAACCAAUGGGACGACAGGAGGCGCUAGCAUCAAAACUACCGGAAGUGGCCCAAAGAAAGCUAACAUACAAGUGCUGAUACACUUUUCCAGAUGGCGGUGCGGUCAAUUGGACUCCGAAAAGCGGGAUCGGGAAUCGCAGCUAAACGCCGCCUUAUCUAAAUCUUUACCAAACAUUGCCACGUCCGUACAACAGGAUACGAAGGCCGGUGUCGCGGCGGCAACUAAACACAGAUUCGAAAAAUUUGCCCACACGAAAAAAUUGAGUCGACGGAAUGACGAAAAGGAGAAAGAGGAGGACGGUCAACAUCUUGUACAGUCGGGUGUCUGAACACCAUCUUGCUCGUACUCACUUCACAGAUGCACCAUCCCAGUCACAGAACCUAUUCUCUUAUCGACAUGGAGGGGUCAAGAUGCUGUCCAGCCUUUGCAGCAGAACGUCCAAUCACUACCACAUGCGCAACAUUGUGAUGCAUUAAUAUGCAAAAUACUUCAAUGCUGAUAUUCAUUUUGAUUCUAAAUUACCUUUUCUCGAGUGAUUAAAAAACUGAUACAGUUUUCUUAGGCGAAAUAAAGACAUACAUAUUUAUGUUAAACAGUGUCGAAAAUUAGUGGUAAGUUAACCAGACAUGUCGAUUAUUAAGAGAACUUGUAUAGUAUUGACUUACUGAUUAUCUUCCCUUGUUAUCCAUUAUAACUUCAUUCAUGACGAACAUGUGUUCAUAAUAUCUUUUGUAUCCUGUUAUUACACUCAUUUAAAAUGUACAAAAAAUAAUAAAUGCAUACAGACAUAAUACAA